This is a messenger RNA of Hippocampus zosterae (dwarf seahorse), 1193 nucleotides long. Its product is annotated as histone H1.0-B. Bases 249 to 857 code for a protein of 202 amino acids. Gene Ontology annotation, cellular component: nucleus; nucleosome. Gene Ontology annotation, molecular function: structural constituent of chromatin; double-stranded DNA binding; nucleosomal DNA binding. Lineage: Eukaryota; Metazoa; Chordata; Actinopteri; Syngnathiformes; Syngnathidae. The transcript has a single exon. The record is from RefSeq and is a predicted model, not a curated record. Gene Ontology annotation, biological process: chromosome condensation; nucleosome assembly; negative regulation of DNA recombination.
UGCCGCCGGAGCGCCCGUGGAAUUAGACACUUAAGACAUUCUCCGUCCUUUAGCGUCUUUCUCCGUGGACAAGUCAGAUAUUGUUUUGAACAAGGAAAAGUGACGUAUUUUGGACUUCUUUUUCCCCCGAAGCGCAGCUUUUUUUUUUAUGUGCGCGCGUGCGUCGUUUCGUUGCCGAGCCACAAAGGAGUUUUUCUGUGUUUGCGCUUGAACUUGGCCGCGAAAAAGAAAACUAAAAAGAAAGAAGCAUGGCAGAGACAUCGGCAUCUCCGGCCAAAGCCAAGAAAGCGCCCAAGCCCAAGAAGCCCGCUUCGCAUCCCAAGUACUCGGACAUGAUCCAAGCGGCCAUCGUGCACGACGCCAGCCGAAGCGGAGCGUCCCGUCAAUCCAUCCAGAAGUUCGUCCGCAAAAACUACAAGGUAGGCGACAACGCCGACGCCCAGAUUAAGUUGGCCCUCAAGAGGUUGCUGGCGUCCGGGAUGCUGCGCCACACCAAAGGCAUCGGAGCGUCCGGAUCUUUCCGACUCAACAAGCCCGACGACGUCAAAAAGCCCACCAAGAAGCCGGCCGGGGCCAAACCCAAGAAGGCCACCAAAGCGUCAGCUAAGCCGCCCAAGAAGGUGCCCAAGCCCAAGAAGGCGAACAAGGCGCAGGAGAAGCCCAAGAAAGCCUCCCCCAAGAAGACCAAGGCGGUCAAGGCGAGCAAGAAGGCCACGCCGACCAAAGGGAAGAAAGCGGCCCCCGCGCAGAAAAAGACCAAGACGGUCAAGCCGAAGGCGGCCAAGCCCAAAGCCAAAGCGGUCAAAAGGGCAGCCAAGCCCGCAAAGAAAGCCGCUAAAUCGGCCAAAAGAAAGUGACGGGACAAUAUCGCAACGGGCCGUGUAAAUAUUCCCGAAAGGACACCUUUUUCGUAUAAGUCUUAUUUUUCUAAGAUUCCAUGCAAACUUCUACUCGCUCUCGCCUGCACCACCAAAUGGACGAAACUUAUUGAGAGCAAUGGAAAUGAUCAUCUUAGCAUUUAACAUUGUGCUUGUGACACCGCUGAUCCCAACAGUGACGUUCUCGAGGUUCUUGUGCUUUACUCGAACGCAUCCGUUCAUUCCAUCCAUCCUCUUGUGCGAAUUACCCCCCCCCCCCGACCUUUUCAUUAACGUCGCUUCAUCACGACACCCAAUAAAACUGAAGAGAAUGUG